Galendromus occidentalis (western predatory mite) is the source of this 698-nucleotide messenger RNA. RefSeq names its product HIG1 domain family member 1C. Gene Ontology annotation, biological process: mitochondrial respirasome assembly. The coding region runs from base 119 to 433 and encodes 104 amino acids. The record is from RefSeq and is a predicted model, not a curated record. The transcript has 3 exons. Lineage: Eukaryota; Metazoa; Arthropoda; Arachnida; Mesostigmata; Phytoseiidae. Gene Ontology annotation, cellular component: mitochondrion.
CCUUGUCGUCUGCUCGCUGUCGGCUGCAGUUUUCUCUCCGUGUGUGCUCCGCAUUCGAACACUUCAUUCGAAAUUUUGCGUGUCCUACUGACUCCUGACUCCGUGAACUCAGGUGACAAUGGCCUCCGACCCCAACACGCUGAGCGGUCUGAGCGAGAGUCUCCAAGAUGCCGAAGUUCAGGAGGGACGACUCAAGAAGAAGAUCCGAGAGAACCCAUUCAUGAUCGCGGGACUCACCUGUCUCGUCGGGAUCGCCUCCUAUGGAUUAUACAAUAUGAAAAAUAGGAAAAUGAGACCUUCUAUAUAUCUUCUGCAACUACGAGUAGCUGCUCAAGGCAGCUUAGUGUUCUGCUUGGUCGGGGGUGCAGCCGUCGAGUUGUUCGGAACUCUGAAGAAGAAAUAUUACGAGUCGGCUGACAAUGGAGAGAAAUAGGCUUAUCAGUAGCAGCAGUGAUAUAUCGUAUUACGGAAAACCAAAACUCGUUUUCGUUCCCUCAUGAGACGAAAUAUGAUCGAUAUAGCAUCGUCGGAGCUCUCGAAACGCGUUCACCGGGGCUAUCCCGCUCUUGGUCGGGAUCGUGCAUGCCCAAUCUUUUAGAUUUCACGCAUGGCCAGACAUGUUUAAACUGUAAAUUGCUGAUGACUCUUGUUGAUGUUGUUGUUGUUACGGAUAAUAAACUAUUCCAAGAAAGGAGAAA